UUACGCAUUACCUGUUUAAUGAUAACUGCGCUAGUGUUUCUCAGUCAAAGUAAUGGCGUUCAUAGCAAUGAUGAUUUUUCAAUGGAAAUAUUAUCAAACCAUUUAGCAAAUGGAGAUAAGGAACAUCGGAGAUCACGAUCCAAGUGGCACCCAGGAUAUGAAAUGAAUUGUUGUGGUGAUCAACCAAAAGAAGAAGACAAGAAGGAAAUGAUAGAAGAAUGUUUCCAAAGUAUAUUUAAAAGUGGUUGGCCAAAAAGUCAAGAAGACAAAUUAAAUGCGAGAUGGUGCCUAGCAAAAUGCAUUGCGAAAAAGCGGAAUUUGGCUAAUGAUGAUGAAAUUGUUGACAAAGCAAAUUUCGUGGAAGAAUAUAAAAAAUUUGAUCCUGAUACAUGGCGACAAGAACAAAUGGAAAAAUCUUAUGAAAUUUGUAUUGAAGCGUCAAAAAAAUUCACAAUUAAAAUUGCGGAAAAGCAGAAAAAUAUUAGUUUUGUAUGUGAUCCACAAACCUCUGGAUUUUUCCGAUGUCAAAUGCGUGAAAUAUUGUUAAAUUGUCCAAAUGAUAAAUUUAAAGCCAAUAAUCAAUUUUGUACAAAGUUAAGAGAAAAAUUAGAGAAGGAACAGGAGGAUAUGUAAAUGGUCAUUAUUUCGCCUGAGAAAAGGCAAUGAUAUAGCGGUACAUUUACAAAAUUACAUAUUUUUAAAAAUAAUGUAA
This is a messenger RNA of Chrysoperla carnea, 712 nucleotides long. Its product is annotated as general odorant-binding protein 66-like. The transcript has 4 exons. Lineage: Eukaryota; Metazoa; Arthropoda; Insecta; Neuroptera; Chrysopidae. Gene Ontology annotation, molecular function: odorant binding. The record is from RefSeq and is a predicted model, not a curated record. Bases 19 to 633 code for a protein of 204 amino acids.